Varanus komodoensis (Komodo dragon) is the source of this 1032-nucleotide messenger RNA. It is a transcript of the gene CUNH4orf17, whose product is annotated as chromosome unknown C4orf17 homolog. Bases 1 to 1032 code for a protein of 343 amino acids. Lineage: Eukaryota; Metazoa; Chordata; Lepidosauria; Squamata; Varanidae. The record is from RefSeq and is a predicted model, not a curated record. The transcript has 9 exons.
AUGAACAUCAAUUUCAGAGCACAACCUGAGCUUCAGCUGAUGCACAGAGAAAGCACAAGGCCAGGGCCAAAGGAGGCCUUAUACGGGAAAGGAACUUACUUUGUUUGUAGACACUCCCCACACCCCAAGACUGUGUGCCAUAUGAAAGGAUUAAAUGAUGUACCUGUCUGUGUUGUGAAAGAUCGAGGAUACAGCGAUGCGUCCUACAGUUUCUCAGGGCCAGAAUACAGUCAGUUUCGUAGGCAAGCUGGAAUGAAUGCCGAUACUUUUCCCAACAACCCUCUGCCAAGUCUGGUACCAAUCGUACCCAGACCAAAAGUUGCAGAUCUUAUGAGAGAUGGAAUUACAGAGUUCACAAAAAGAGCAGAAAACACCCCACUGUUAAAGAGAAGGGAUGACCCUUUGAGGAAUUAUAUUGGAGACCAGCCACAAAGCAGGAGUGUCCAGGAGCGCCAUCUUGUAUCUGCCCAAGCAAUGCCUCACAGACCAGAAAACCUGGAGAACAUGAAUUAUAGUCCAAGUCACCUGGAGCAGGAAAUAAAGAUUCUCGAAAAGCUUCGUGAUAUUUUACAGACAGACUCCCUUGCAGAGAUCCAAGAGUGGUUGGCAAAGGCAAGUCCAAAAGAGAAGGAGUUUGUGUCAAACUUCAUACACUCAGAUAUGACCAGCCAAGAUCUGCUGCAUUAUCAGCAAAGGACAUCCGACAAAAAUGAAGCAGAGAAGGUGAAUUUGCAGGAUAUGUUGAAGAUCCAAAAAGUAAUUCAAAAAGGAUCACCAGAAGACAACCAUCAGUUCAGGACUCCAAGCAAAGGCGCACAACCACACAACCGAUCCCAAGCCGAGCAGCAAAGAGAUCACUUGCUCACAAGUCAAGAAAAAAUCAGAAUUCCAACUUCUGACAGUGUGUAUGUAAAGCAUUCCCCCAGUAAGUCUGUGAAUCAGGAAAGUAGUGCCCACUCGCCUGCAAUAGCACAAACCAGCAGCCAGUUGCUGUACAGCCGGUCUCGCUCUAGGCGAUCCCAUCCUAGUUAG